CACGUGUCCAAAUGACAUCUCCAAGCCCUUAUAUCCACGUCUUCUAGGACGAUUGUGUGCACGAUUAUGUGCGCUAUCCGUCGUUGUCUUUGAACUUCAGAUCAUCAUGUAUUUUCUUAACAUCCUCGUGUCGUUGAUUUCUGUCGUCUCGUUAACGAAGUAUGCGGCUGCCAGUCUUCGAAUUAAAGCUGACCAUCAUUCCUUUGCUGGCGUCAAUUAUCCAGGUCUGCAGUUUUUGGAGCAGGCGGAAAGGGAUGAGGUAAUUCGGGCCCUUGUGAGGGCACAUGCGAGGGUGAUUCGGUUGUUCAUCCGAGGAGAUGAGACACACCCAGAUCUCGAAAAGGAACUUGGGAUCUUCGAUCAAUCUCUUCUUGACCAAUUUGACGACACCUUAGCUGCUAUUCAUCGAAUAUCCAAUGCAGGCAAGGUCAAAGUUAUUAUUGCACCGCAUGAUGCACAUGCCCUGCGGGGUUCGAACAACAUUCCAUGCGAUGCAUACUGCAAGAAAGUUGACUCUGCGUUCUUGGAUUUCUACAGCAACCUCGAAAUCCGGGAAAUAUACAAGCACCGCUUGACGCACUUGUUUAGCGACUACAAAUCUAAAAACUUCCAGGGCGCCUCAUGGGGCACAUUGAAGGAAGUCAUCAUGGGAGUUGACCUUCAAAACCAGCCUUGGUCUGGUAUCUGGCCCAUUGUUGCCGGGGAGCCAUGGCUCUGUGACAUCGCAACACAUCUUAAGGAAACCAUUGGCCUUGGUGACAAUAACAUUGCCGUCAUCACAGGCGGAAUCUCUAGCCCACAAAGCCCAACUGGAACUGAAAACUUCCCUGACUCGGCCUUUGAUUGUAAGGCGGUUGAUGUCAUUGGAAUCCAUGGUUACUACUCGGCUAGCAAUGAUGCGACAGCAGGAACUGCGUGGGCAAACAUGUUUCUACCGGGGAACACGCUGACUUCUCGCGCACUGGGGAAGAAGCUUCUUCUUGUUGAAGAGAUGGCAUACAUGAACACUGACAACGGCCUGGUGUACAAGAAGUCAGCAAUCUGGGACCAAGGAAAUGCACUCAAUUACCGCGGGAUUCCCUGGAUGUAUUCCACAGCUUCAACCGAAGAUGAAGGCACCAGCUCCCGCGUAAGCAUUCUCCGCGCCCACAAUUUCGCCGUUGGCGCCCUCGCAUCCAUCCUUCAAAGCGCCUACCGCGCUCGCAGCAACUUUGAUUGGAGCCCCUAUCUGCCUCCCCCUGCAUCGGGACUCUCUAAUCUCACAGUACUUCCGCUAAACCCCUUCGUCCCAGAGCAAAGCUCCUGCACCUUCGGGUGCCUAGGCUGGUUGUGCGACGCGGCCGACGGCUGCUCGCCAGACCUAAUUUGCAAGAACUCCGUGUGUCAGAAGCCUGCAGAAACCCAGCCUGGUUCGGUGGGUGCAAAUUGCAAUAGUAAGACUGUAUGCCAGGAACACCUUGUUUGCGAAGAUGGCACAUGUCAGAAGUGCGUUGCUCGACCUAGCAUCCAGCCUUCCGAUCCGAGGAAGCACAUGGUUGAGGGCCACAUUACCGGACAGUGCCAUUUGGAUAUUUCCUCUCCCUUCAACAUGCGCCCGAUCUGCACACUGUGCGAUCCCUCGAAGCAGACAUGUCGGGGCAGCCCAUGUCAUAGGCCGGGCGACUGCUCUGCGGACGAAUUUUGUGACUGGGGGCUUUGCAAACCGUGCACUGAGGGCUGUCUGGGGAUGAAGUGCAAGUCCUCCAACAAGUGCAAGACCGGAUAUUGUAAUGUGUAUGGACGCUGUGAUUACCCUACGAAGGUUAAGAAACCGUCCGGUCCGGGAGCAAAUGCAGGAAGGCGAGGCCCGGGCUGGAAUAAUAAAGGACCCAAGGACCAGCAGCGGGGGCCGGCGAAAGUGAGGGAUGAGGCCAUGAGAAUCAACAUUCCUAAGGAGGGGGUUAGGGCUACCGGAAGUCCUGUAUCGUGA
Lindgomyces ingoldianus is the source of this 1969-nucleotide messenger RNA. RefSeq lists its product as uncharacterized. Bases 107 to 1969 code for a protein of 620 amino acids. The transcript is spliced from 7 exons. NCBI's taxonomy places the organism in Eukaryota, Fungi, Ascomycota, Dothideomycetes, Pleosporales, Lindgomycetaceae. The record is from RefSeq and is a predicted model, not a curated record.